This is a messenger RNA of Colletotrichum spaethianum, 1806 nucleotides long. Its product is annotated as tripeptidyl aminopeptidase. Lineage: Eukaryota; Fungi; Ascomycota; Sordariomycetes; Glomerellales; Glomerellaceae. The record is from RefSeq and is a predicted model, not a curated record. The transcript is spliced from 2 exons. The coding region runs from base 1 to 1806 and encodes 601 amino acids.
AUGAGAUACUCAAUUGCGCACUUUGCCUUGGCAGGCCUUGUCGGCAUCUCCAGCGCGAGUGAGCGCGAACCGCCCAACUUGAAUGACUUCAAUUGGACGACAAUCACGCCGUCCACGAAGCUGGAAUACCACCCAUGCUACGGGGAGUUUCAGUGCGCAAGGCUCACAGUACCUCUCGACUGGACCGAUGAGACGAAUGAGUACACCGUUGCGCUGGCCAUCGUGAAGCUCCCGGCCAAGGUUCCCGACGACGACCCAGCAUUCGGUGGCACCAUCUUCACAAACCCGGGCGGCCCCGGUGGUUCCGGUGUCGGCUUCAUGCUUAGGGAGGGACACAUUUUGCAAGACACCGCCGACGACAACAAAAAGUAUGAGAUUCUCAGCUGGGACCCACGAGGUGUUCAGUUCACCUCACCAAAGGCCGAUUGCUAUGAAGACCUCCUUGCCAGAGACACGGACAUGAUCCAGCGUCUGGCCAUCGGCCCUCUCGACGCCAGUCCCGAUGCGUUGAGACGGCAGUGGGCGCGGGUUCAAGGUUACGGGAAGCUUUGCACGCAGAAUGCCGUCAAUGGCUCCAUUAUUCCGUAUGCUUCGACAGCGUCCGUUGUCCGCGACAUGGUUGAGAUGUUGGACAAGAUCCAGGAGCUGCGAGAUGAGGAAACCGCCACAAAGCUCGCCUGGGAGGAGAGAGGACAGAAAUCCUUGGAGCUACGUGGUGCUAGAGAUGUGCCACGUAUUCAGUACUGGGGCUUCUCAUAUGGCAGUAUUUUGGGCAAUACCUUUGCGUCCAUGUACCCUGGCCGGGUUGGGCGACUCAUUGUCGACGGGAUUGCCGACGCCGAUGAUUAUAUGGCUGGUGGCUGGAAAACCAACCUUCAAGAUACAGAAAAGAUCGUCGAGUUCUUUUACACGACAUGCUUUACCUCUAAGGGAAAGUGCGCGCUUAGUCGGCCGUCAGAUGAAAAGUGGCAAGAUAUCCGGGAGCGGGUCGACCAAUUGAUCAAGCAGCUGGAUGAUUCACCGGUCUCAGUCCUCGAUGGCAAGCUCACCAAUAUCCUGACAGGGUAUGACGUCACUCUUUCCUUUAAAACUCCCCUUUACACGCCUUACAAGGAAUUCACGAAGCUGGCCGAGAAGAUCAACUCGGCCAUUGAGGGAAACUACACGGCCCUCUUGGAGGCUGCUAAAGCCGACAUCCCCAAGCUGGACCAGGUCUGCUCCCACCCCAAUGCAUCUGCCCCGCCCAGCUCGUUCGGCGACGGCGGCCAAGCUGUUCUCUGCAGCGACGGCGAAGACAGCACCAACCUCACCAUCGUCGACUACCAGGCUUAUGUGUCGCAGCUCGAGUCGCAGUCCCCUACGUUUGCUGGCUACUGGUCCCAGAUCCGCUUCGCGUGCACGGGCUGGCGUGUCCGUCCCAAGUGGCGCUUCACCGGACCGUUUGCGACGCCAGAGCCCGACCCAGCCGUGGUUGAGGGCAAGCCUGCGGCGCCGUUGCUUUUCAUGUCGUCGCGGCUCGACCCGGUAACACCGUUGCGAAACGCGUGGAAGGCGAGUGAGCGCCAUCCCGGGUCCGCAGUCGUGAUCCAGGAGUCGGUUGGACAUUGUGCUGUAGCAAUCGGUAGCCGUUGCACGACAAAAAUCAUUCGCGAAUAUUUCGAACAUGGAGUUGUACCGAAGAGCGGUACGGUGUGCCAAGCUGACUGCGAUGUCUGGGGCGGCGAUGCAUGCUUGCCGUCGAGUUUGGGCAUUAGGAUGGCGCCUCUAGCACCACCGCAUCAUAGACCUCAUCCAUCCAUGUUUUAA